UUCACCAAAGCAUUGAACUCACCAUCUCUUUCACAAGCUGCUUCUCUGAAAAUAACAAACAUUUGUUUCUGUCAUAUUUCUAUAAUCGUUUACUCUCUGAAAAUACAAGGAAACAUGAGCUGGUCUGGAGGAGAUUGGAUGUGUGGUGCUUGCCAGCACAUAAAUUUCAAGAAGAGAGAUUCAUGCCAAACUUGUGGGUACCCUAAAUUUGGAGGUCCUGAUCCAACAACUUACAGAUACAACUGGACUGAAACCUUGGCAGGGGACUGGUAUUGCACUUCUAUGAACUGUGGAGCUCACAACUAUGCCAGUAGAUCAAGCUGCUACAGAUGUGGUGCAUUGAAAGAUGGUUAUUCUUGCAGAUUUGGGGGAAACAUUGACCCCUGUGGAGGAUAUGCUUCUGAUUGUCCUCCUGGGUGGAAAACUGGUGACUGGAUUUGCAGUAGAAUUGGCUGUGGAGUCCAUAACUAUGCCAGCAGAACAGAAUGUUUCAAGUGCAAAACACCCAGAAAUUUUGGUGACGCCGACUGAGAGGGGAAAUUUGAACCACCGCUAACUUCACAUCUUUCUUUCUUAUGAAAACUUGUUUUCCCUAAUUAAGGCCUAGAGUAAUCAUGGACAAAGGUCCUUUUAUAGAGUGACGGCCAAGCUUUUGAAAGGGUUUCCUUUCGUUGUUGUUUACUCCUAGAUGUUUUUGACAAGAAAGUUAUAUUUUCCUUUCAUUAUAGUUUUAUUGUUAAACAAUAUCAUAUUAGAACAAUAUCAUAUUAGAACAAUG
Molecule: messenger RNA, 778 nt
Organism: Vigna angularis (adzuki bean)
Lineage: Eukaryota; Viridiplantae; Streptophyta; Magnoliopsida; Fabales; Fabaceae
Exons: 4
Coding region: 115-531 (138 amino acids)
Cellular component (GO): cytoplasm
Molecular function (GO): mRNA binding
Source: RefSeq, a predicted model, not a curated record